This is a messenger RNA of Plasmodium vinckei vinckei, 570 nucleotides long. RefSeq names its product conserved Plasmodium protein, unknown function. NCBI's taxonomy places the organism in Eukaryota, Apicomplexa, Aconoidasida, Haemosporida, Plasmodiidae. The transcript is spliced from 3 exons. The record is from RefSeq and is a predicted model, not a curated record. Bases 1 to 570 code for a protein of 189 amino acids.
AUGGCAAAGAUCAAUAAAAAAGAUAAACUUGGAAGAAAAAAGGACGGAAUAUCAAAAUCUCGCAAAUCAGGAUUUACAAAAUUUUCUUAUCAAUCAGCUCGAGGAAAAUCAUUUAAAUUUGCUCAGAAAAAAACAUUGGAUGUCAGAAAACAUAUAUUUAAGCCAUAUGGCCGUGGAAAUUUAUCAAUGAUGAAUAGAAAAAAUUUUAAAAAAGGAAAUAAUUCAUUUUUUUUUAAAAAUAAAAGAAAAAUUGGAAAUAAAUUUCAUGGCAGAUCAUUUGGUAAUACUGGCCGUGAAGCUUUUUUGAAAAAAUCACGCGGAAAUAAUUUCAGAAAGGGAAGAAAUGCAUUUAAAGGUGGAAAAAAAAGAACUGUCUUUUUUAAAAAAACACAAAAUUUACAUGAUAAAAUUGGAAAAUUAACAUCCAAGGAAUUGGAUGACGAAUUAGAUAACUAUAUGGGAUCCAGUAAUGUCAAAACCAGAUUGGAUAAUGAUUUGGACUCAUACUUUAAAAAUAAUGGAACUUUACAAACUGAUAUGAACGAAGGAUUUAAUAAAAUGGGUGAAUAA